AUGGACACAAUGAAUCUUCAACAAGCUUCACGUAGCAUACAUGAAAUGCUUUAUACACUUGGUACAUCGCUGGAUAGGUUCCGGGGUGCAAAUGGCUUGCAGCACCUGGCGAACACCGGAAGGCUAUCCCUUCUGUCGCUUUUUGGCAUGUUUGAGCGCACCAGGGAUGAAAACUACGAGAAGCGUUCCUCAGCUAUCUUCGAGACACGGCGCUGUUUGCUGCAGCUUGUUGACGACUUCGAGGGGAUUGCUGGGACUACCGAGAAGCUGAUGCAAGGAAUCGACCGACUGCUUGUUACGCUCGAGCAGUUUCAUCGCUGUUGUGACAUUGAGAUAGACGAUCGCAUCAAUGUCGACGAUUCGGCCAUCAAGCAACUAGAGCAACGCUUUCAACAGAUUCGCGAGGCUAACAGUCGGCUAAAAGGAUCUCUGGAAGACUUUAGCACCUCAAAAGUCACGUGCGUGGAUAUAACACGCAACGUCAUAAUGGAGGUUGAAAAGGUGAAUACAGACACGUCGCGUAAUGUUGCUGCCGCACUCACAGACUUCGACCAUCAGCGUCGUCGCGUCCAGAUUAAGGAGAACGAAAUGGCGCAGGCCAUGUCCCGCACAUCAAGGGAAGACCCGGCUGUGAGAUUUGCAGAGCUUAACUACGUGAAGGAAUCAGAGGUGCUGGAGGGUCUUGGUCGGAAGUAUAUUGAUUCUCUCGGAAAUGCAAUGAAGGCAACUCAUUUUGUACUGGAGCAGUCGUCGAUGACUGGCUGGGCGUCGUCGAACGUCUUCUUCGUGCAGCUUGGUCAGCUUUUCAGCGAGAUGUCGGCAAGUGCAAAGGCGAUCGCAGCGAACCUGCUGUUCAUCAAGAACUCGCAGAAAGUUUCUCAUCAGCUGACAGAGGAGAAGCGAAGGAUUUUACAAGAGCAGAGAGCAACAUCAACUGCGGCAGUCGCGGCGACUGUCACUACGACACGUCCCUUUACUGAAGGCGCAAGUGCCUCACCAGGAGCGUCGUCCCCUUACUCGUGCACGAAUGACUCUUUGGUGCCAUCUCCUCUCCCAACUGCAUCGCAACUGGGGCCAUCGGCUAAGGAAGGCUCACCGACUGAAGGACCGGAGCGCAGGCCUGUGAAUAUUGAAGACUUGUUUCAAUGA
Messenger RNA from Leishmania braziliensis MHOM/BR/75/M2904, 1149 nucleotides. RefSeq lists its product as hypothetical. The transcript has a single exon. The coding region runs from base 1 to 1149 and encodes 382 amino acids. NCBI's taxonomy places the organism in Eukaryota, Euglenozoa, Kinetoplastea, Trypanosomatida, Trypanosomatidae. The record is from RefSeq and is a predicted model, not a curated record.